Molecule: messenger RNA, 414 nt
Organism: Lucilia cuprina (Australian sheep blowfly)
Lineage: Eukaryota; Metazoa; Arthropoda; Insecta; Diptera; Calliphoridae
Gene: Lcp9
Product: larval cuticle protein 9
Exons: 2
Coding region: 78-353 (91 amino acids)
Source: RefSeq, a predicted model, not a curated record
AAUACUGCAAGAAUUGAAAGUCCAAUCAUCAGUUAAUUUUUGCUAACCAAAAGUAACAAUCCAAAAAAAAAAACAAAAUGAAAUUUGUCAUUGUACUUGCCUGUCUUUUGGCCGUAGCUUAUGCUAAUGAAGAUGCCAAUAUUCUUAAGAGUGAACAAGAAGUAAAUGUCGAUAGCUUCCACUAUGCUUUGGAAUUGGAUAACACUAUUAAAGCCAUCCAAGAAGGUCAUUUAAAGGACAAGGAUAGCUGGCUUGUAUCUGGUGAAUACGAAUAUGUUUCCAAGGACGGCAAACACAUCAAGGUCACCUAUACUGCUGAUGAGCUCGGUUACCACCCCAAGGUAGAACAAUAAGUAGUUUAUUGAAACUAUGAAAUAUGUAUUGUUAAAAUAAACGCGAAUAUUGCAAAGAAAA